This is a messenger RNA of Erigeron canadensis, 1695 nucleotides long. Its product is annotated as AP-1-like transcription factor yap1. NCBI's taxonomy places the organism in Eukaryota, Viridiplantae, Streptophyta, Magnoliopsida, Asterales, Asteraceae. The record is from RefSeq and is a predicted model, not a curated record. The transcript is spliced from 3 exons. Bases 1 to 1695 code for a protein of 564 amino acids.
AUGUGGAGAACCAUCAGAUUUGUUCAACCACAAGAUCCUUCAAGUUCGAGAACAAAACCAAAGCAUAAAUCUCCAGAACUUCGCCGACAAGGUUUCUUUGAGUAUGAACUUACUUCUGGAGAUAGAGUAUAUGAAUUUGAGUUCAACCUAGAUGAUUUCAGAAGUCGUCUGAGAUUUCCAGAAGCUGAUUCUAAUGGUCAUAAUAACUUUGAUGAGUUUGAGUCAAAUGAUAUCAUGUUCGCUACUUUGAUAUCACUUGGGUAUGAAGUGUCAAUUGUUGGGUCUCCGAAACCAAUUAGAUCUCCACCUCCGAAAACAUGUUCUUUGAGAUCUUCUUCUUCACCAAAAACACCGUCACCUCAACAUUCAUCAACUUCAUCUUCAUCACCAUCAAUACCAAAAUCACCUCAAAUGCCUAUUCAUCAAUCCUCACCACUUCCUGAAUUCAAUUCACCAAUUCCACCAACCAUGGAACCAUCGCAAUCUCAAACUAUCAUCUCACAAAUUCCUUCAUCUUCUUCACUUCCAUUAUCACCAACACCAACAUAUUUUCAAAAUCGAAGAAAAUCAAUUCCUGUCAACAUUCAGAAAAACCUUAAGAGAUCAAGAAUUGAAGAUGCACAUGACUUAAAUGAAACUGACUCUGAUGAUGAAACUGAAAAUAAAUUUGCUGAUGAUGUAAUGGAUAUUCUGGAGGGACAAAGGGGAAAUGAGGGAGGAGUUGAAAAUACCCGAGAGGUUGAGAGAUCCGGGCUAGGAGAAAGGCAAAAAGAAAACGUUGGCCUCCGCUUAGUUGAAAACAUUUAUAAACGCCGGAUUCGACCUAGGUUAGAAGACGAGAGCUCCCAACUCUUGCAAAGUCAAACCUCCGCACGCCAUUCGGAAGUCUCUCAACAGACUGACGUCUCAUCAUUGCACGAGCUAAAUCCACGAAAUCCUGAGACAGUAAUGAUGUCUUCAGGUCACUCGGUAGACUCACUUGAGGCUACUGAAGUGUCAGAAUCUGUUCUUCCUCUUCCUGUUGACGCUCAAAGGUUGAUAUCUCAGUUUGUUGAAGGGAUUGAGGAGGGUCAAACAAGUGAACUCCUCGUGGCUAGAAAUGUUAUAACUGGAAAGCUCCCAGCCACCGAAUCCAGACCUUUACUGAGAUUGCGUACUGGAGGUGCUCUUGUAAUUCGUACUCCAGUAGCAUCUACAUUUCCAUCAUCAACAACAACAACACCGAUAAUUCCAUCAAUUCCACCAACAACAACAUCCACACCUACUCAAUCAUUCCCUGAUCCCAGUUCACCACAUCAUUCUUCUUCAAGUUCUUCCUCUUCUGAAUCAUUUGCAUCCACUGAAUACUUAAGUGAUUGUUCACCAAACCGUCUUACCACCAGUGGUCUCCCAACCGAUACUUUGAUCGUUUCUCUCUUGAAUAGGUUGAGGUCUGAAGAACCAAAUCUUUCCAAUCAUAAAAGAACAAUCUUUCAUUCACUUCAAGCUUAUCUAUCACAUCAAGAAACUGAAAGAACAAGGCAAGCUAAAGUUGAAGCUUUACAGAAACGGGUUCGUGAGCUUGAUCAACAAUGCAGACUGGCUGAUAUCUCCAGGAGUCGGGAUGAUCAAGAUCCUGAUGAUCAACCCGAGGGGAGAAUAUUAGAGAUAUCGGAGAGGGUCAUGCAAGUAAAGAACAAAAUGUUCAAGAUGUGA